Leptidea sinapis is the source of this 9175-nucleotide messenger RNA. It is a transcript of the gene S6kII, whose product is annotated as ribosomal protein S6 kinase 2 beta. Gene Ontology annotation, biological process: intracellular signal transduction; protein phosphorylation. The coding region runs from base 160 to 2505 and encodes 781 amino acids. The transcript is spliced from 14 exons. NCBI's taxonomy places the organism in Eukaryota, Metazoa, Arthropoda, Insecta, Lepidoptera, Pieridae. The record is from RefSeq and is a predicted model, not a curated record. Gene Ontology annotation, molecular function: ribosomal protein S6 kinase activity; magnesium ion binding; ATP binding.
AUACUGAUUAGUGAUCAGCAGACUUCUGGAUUGUAUCGAGUCAUAGUUUUACCUUGUUAUUUGUCCACUUUUUAUUAAAAUUUACUAUUUUUCCGAUUCCAACUCAAGUACCGUGUUUACAACUUAUUUUUAAAUGUGUGAUUUUUAAGAAUAGCCAAUAUGCCUCUGGCAAAUGCAACAGAUCCUUGGCGAAUGCAAAAUGUUGGUGAUAUCUCGAGAGGAAUUGCUACACAAGCUGCAAACAGUCUUCCAAUGGUUGUUGAGAAUUCGGAAUCACGCCAAACCUCAACGACUGAAAGUAUCGAGUCUACAUCUGUUAGUGAUAUUAGUUUUGAAAGGGAAGUAGAGAUUCAGGAUGUAGUAAAAGAAGGCCAUGAAAAAGCUGAUCCUUCACAAUUUGAGCUGCUCAAAGUGCUUGGUGAAGGUUCCUUUGGAAAAGUAUUCUUAGUCAGGAAAGUUAGUGGUCCUGAUGCAGGCACUCUUUAUGCUAUGAAGGUACUUAAAAAAGCAACAUUAAAAGUAAGGGAUCGCGAACGAACUAAAAUGGAAAGGAACAUUUUAGUUGAGAUGGGUCAUCCCUUUAUUGUUAAAUUGCAUUAUGCAUUUCAAACAGCUGGAAAACUCUACUUAAUACUAGACUUUUUACGAGGGGGCGAUUUAUUUUCAAGACUUAGCAAAGAGGUAAUGUUCACGGAAGAGGAUGUGAAAUUCUAUUUAGCAGAGUUAGCCUUAGCCUUAGAACAUGUGCACAAACUUGGUAUCAUAUAUAGGGAUCUGAAGCCAGAAAAUAUAUUGUUGGAUGCUGACGGUCACAUUGCACUCACUGAUUUUGGUUUGUCAAAGUUACCACCCACUAGUGACAAAGCUUAUAGCUUUUGUGGCACAGUUGAGUAUAUGGCACCUGAGGUAGUUAACAGGAAAGGACACACAUUUGCUGCUGAUUGGUGGUCUUUUGGAGUACUCAUGUUUGAAAUGUUAACUGGAAACCUACCAUUCCAUGGAGCCACAAGACAUGAAACUAUGACACAGAUACUGAAAGCCAAACUUGGUAUGCCUGCUAACCUUAGUGAAGAAGCUCAAUCUUUGCUGCGAGCCUUGUUCAAACGGAACCCACAAAAUAGAUUAGGCGCUGGAGGAAAUGGUAUUGAAGACAUAAAGAAACAUGAAUUCUUCACCAGUAUCAAUUGGGAUGGUCUCCUAAAAAAGGAAGUUGUUCCGCCGUUCCGACCGGCAGUCUCAAGAGCUGACGAUGCGUUCUACUUCGACUCGGAGUUCACGUGUCGCACGCCGAGGGACUCGCCCGGUGUUCCCGCGUCUGCGAAUGCACACGAAUUAUUUAGGGGAUUUAGUUUUGUCGCGCCUUGCCUUCUGAACGAUGAAAGUAAUAAAACAAUCACAAAUCAGAAUCAAAACCAAAAUCAGAAUCAUGUCGCUCAAACUAAAACAUCCACAGAAGAGUUUUGGGCUGGUUUUGUAAAUAGAAACAAUUUCUUUGAUGAGUACAGAUUAAUGGGUGAACUAGGCACUGGCUCAUUUUCUGUGGUGCGGCUAUGUGAACAUAAAUCAUCUAAAACUCAGUAUGCUGUUAAAAUAAUGGACAAGUUGCAGUAUGAUCCACGAGAGGAGAUUGAAAUACUAUUGAGGUACAGCCAACAUCCUCACAUAAUCAGCUUGCGCGGUGUGUACGAGGAGGGCAGUCGCAUACUGGCAGUGACGGAGUUGUGUCGCGGCGGGGAGCUACUCGAGCACAUCACACAGAAGCGCUGUCUGCGUGAAAGCGAGGCCGCACCCAUACUACGAAACGUACUACACGCGGUUCACUAUCUUCAUUCGCACACCGUCGUACACAGAGACAUCAAACCAUCUAAUAUUCUGUUUGCCACUCCAGAGAAGCGCCCAGAAGACAUUCGUCUGGUAGACUUUGGUUUAGCCAAACAGUUGCGCGCAGACAAUGGAUUGCUAAUGACACCAUGUUAUACGGCAAACUUUGUAGCGCCCGAGGUGUUAAAGCGGGCCGGGUAUGAUGCUGCUUGUGAUAUUUGGAGUUUAGGUGUUCUGGCCUACAUCAUGCUAUCGGGAAGGACACCAUUUGCUACAACGGGCGAUGACACCCCUGAAGCGAUUCUCGCGAGGAUAGAGUCCGGCAAGGUGGAAGUGUCGUCGGGUCCGUGGCGCUACGUGUCGUCCGAGGCCCGCAGCUGCCUCCGCCGCAUGCUCCAGCUGGAGCCGUCGCUCCGUCCGCGGGCCGCCGAGCUCAUCCGAGAGCCGUGGCUGCACGCCCGCGACCCCCGCGACCCCCGCGACCCCCGCGACCCUCGCCCGCCGACCGUGAGCCCUGUGGCGGACGCGCCCGCUCCCGCAGACUUGCGGCGCGCUGUCGACCUCACCUUUCAGGCAAUGACUUCAGCUCCACUUACUCCCCACAUAUUGGGUCCAGUAACUCAGUCAACGCUAGCUCAGAGAAGAAUCAAACCCCAAAGAAGAUUCCCACCGACUCAGUUAUAAAAUUAUUUAAACAAAAUUAGGCCUUUAUUAUGCUGGUCAGAUCGAACAUUAUUUUUAAGGUAUUUAUUAAAGUUUAGCACUCUUCUUUAUUUUCAGCUGUGAUCGCUAAUUACUAGAAUUAUUUCCAUAUUUAUAAAAAUUGUUUUGCGGUAUUUAGAGUUUAAACUUAUUCUUAACUGCAGUUUCAUGCAGCAUUUAAAAUAAAAAUUUCUAAAAAAUGUAAAACCUUCGUUAAUAUUAAAUAAUUGUUGAAAGCACAGUGUUAAUGUUCUGGCUGUAGGAUGUGAAUCAUCCACACGUUCUAUAUACUCGUUGGUCAAUAAAGAACGGUGUGUGUACUUCUAUUUUAUUAUUAAUUGACCAUAAUAAGUUAAAGACAGAUUGUAUAUUCUGGGACGCUUUUGUAGUUCAUCUUCAUUUACUAAGCUAGUCACUAGCAGAAUAUAUUUAUCGUACAGUUAUCAUUAAAGAAUAACGUUGUUGUGCACUAAUACAAAAUGGGUUGCCAGCAAUGUUAUAUGGAGACGGUCUUUGUUAUAUAAUAAUUUUUAUCUACACCCAUGCUUUAAAUCCUCUAUAAAAGAUUCUAAAAUAGUUUAUUGCCAACAUCAAAACAGCCAAUGUCCUUAAUAAAUAUAACAUCAUCCAAACGAGUGUUGUAAUGAAAUUCAGUACAACAUUACAACACUUGUUUGCAUGAUGCAAUGGUUACUAGGACUGGCUUAUAGAGCUUAUGGAGGAUUCAUAUUAUGGGUGUAGAUAAAGUCUUGUAUGCAACUGUUGAUGAUUUGGUAUUUAAACACUCAUGUGAUACUAUUAUCACGUGUGAUAAACCCACAUUCGUGUUUUAAUACCCCUUAUUAUACAACAGUUGCAUAAAUAACUAUUACUUGAUCAAUUCUAGUUUUGUAAUGAAAAUGGUUACGAAUCAUUAAUCAGUAUAAUUUUAGCUUUAUUACCGUGAUAGUUAUAAUUAUAAGAGAUUAUAUUAACAGCAUGUAUUUUAUAUACACAUUUAAUAUUAUAGUUUUACAUUAAUAUUAUUUGAAAGUGUUAAGAUAUUGACAAUCGGGACAUUCCAAGUCGCGUUUUUAUUCAUAGUUUGUAUUGGCUUGGUCGGAGAGGGAAUUAUGUCAAUAUUGUCUUCCUUCAAAUUAUAUGUUUGAAAUAAGCAUAUAUACUACUUACUAUAUUUUUAUAACAGUCGCUCCAAACCCACCUUCUAUCAAAUACUUUAUUCAAUUAGUUUCCCUUAUUGAACUCACUUUUAAACAAUUUUACAAUGCUUGUUUACUUGCAUAUUCCAUAAAUUUUAUUAUAUGAAUAAGACUAGUUAAGUGGUGUUUAACUUAAUAUUUUUGCUAUUAUUAAUUAUAAUGCUUCAGUAUUUGUUUCAAUAAUGUAUAAUAAUACUCAGCAAUUCGCCAGCGAGUAUCUGGGAGCAAAACUAGUGACAUUCAGUUUUUUAAUGUAUGUCGUUCAACUGAACAUUGUAACUCAAAUUGGAACUAGGUACAUAUUACAAGCUUUAUUAUUGAUAAGAAUUAUUAUUGAACAUAAUAAUAGAUUAAGAAAGAAAAUUAUGAUGGCCUAAAGGAGUAUUGGGGUACCUUAUAUAACGAUCACAAUCAAGCAAUAUAUUGUAUCUAUUAUCACUUUAGUUAUUUUCAUAGUAUUAUGUCCUAUGGUAUAUUGUUAUGGGGCAGUGCGGCCGAUAUUAAUACUAUCUUUGUACUGCAGAAGAGGGCUAUUCGCGCGAUUUAUAACCUAGGUCCUAAAGAAUCAUUAAGAGAAAAAUUUAAAGAAAUAAACAUUUUGACUGUUGCUAUUCAAUACAUUUUUGAUAAUGUUUUGUAUGUUCAUAAGCAUAUUGAGGAAUUUUCUAGAAACUGUGACAUUCAUAAUGUUAACACGAGGAACAAACAUAAACUUGUUAUGCCUACUACUCGGUUGGGUCGAGUUAGUAAGUCUUUUGUUGGGCGAUGUAUAUGCUUCUACAAUAUGAUCCCAGAAAAUGUACAAAACAAAUGUGUUUCGAAAUUUAAAAGAAUUGUUAAAAAACGUUUGUGUGGGAAAGGUUAUUAUAGCAUAACGAUUUUCUUAAUGACACCACGGACUGGGAUUAAAGCGAACACCCUCAGGCUCUUUAAUUAUUAAUGUUUAUUGUACGAUAUUACAUUGUAAUCCAUAUUUUAUAUAAAAAAAAAGCCCGCUGAGUUUCUUGCGCCCAUUCUUCUCAGGUCUGAGGCAGUCUCUUUUGAAUGGGUGGUAGAUUUUGACGUUCAAUAAGUGAUUAUAAAUCCUAUUUUGAAUAAAAAUAUUUGAAUUUGAAUAUCAAGCUUAGAUAAUUUAUGCGUCUAGAUCAUAGUUUCUCAACCUUAUUUUGUUCACCGCCCACUUUGAGAAUAUGUUUUUUUCUAGAGUAUUUUCGUGUAUUUUUUUGCCUUUUUAGACUAUAUUUUUUAAUAUACCCACGCCCCAUCUGCGCCAUCUCAAUGCCCCCUAAUUUUCUCUGGGUCUUCUACUGCCCCCCCGAAAGUCUCAAACGCCCACAAGGGGGCGUUAUCGCCCACGUUGAGAACCUAUGGUCUAGAUAGAGUCUGUAAACAACCGUUGAAAACAGGCCAGGUUUAAAUCUUUAGUGUGCGUGACAAGCCGCGUCUUACACUUGCGAUUUGUAUGACACUUUGUGAUAGUGUGCGUGCAUUGCUCAAAACAGAGGCUAAAUAUUUUUUGACGUUUUCACAGCUGUCAUAGUCUAUCUAGACGUAUAAAUGAUCGAAGGAUACAUCUACGUCUUGCAUAUUAUAUGGUUAAUAAAUAAACAUAAAUACUGACAGCACUUAAGUAUUAUCGGCGACCUAUAGGAUGCCACAAUGAUAAAAAGAAUAUUUUAACUUUGACUUAUUGUAAUAUGUUUGUUUAAAUCAUCACAUCCGUUAUUGGAUUCGAUCAAUGCAAAUAUUUCGGUACCUUUUUAAUAUAUUUUUUAGGUAAACAUUUAUACAUAUUCUUUCAUUUUUGCGCUAAUAGAGAACAUAAUUUAUAAGUAAUAUUAAGUCAAGUAGGUGUUAUUUUGCGGAAAUCUAAUUAUUUAUUUGUUAUGCAUGCAUGCAACUAUCUGCAAGUGUUGAGUUGAGUUUCCGCAAGUUUUGUUUUUUAUUUAUUUAUCGUUGUACGUCAGCAAAAUAAUUUGUAGUCGUUGAAUGGACACGAGAUCCGUAGAAGAACCAAAGUUACCGAUAUAGCCCAAAUGAUUGCGAAACUGGCAGUGGGCAGGGCACAUAGUUCGACGGACCGAUGGCCGUUGAUGCUCGAAUGGCGACCACGUACAGAAAGACGCAGUGUUGGUAGGCCCCCCACAAGAUGGACCGAUGAUCUGGUCAAGAUUGCCGGAAUAAGUUUUAUGAUGGCAGCGCAGGACCGAUCGUGGAAAUCUUUGGGAAGCCUUUGUCUAGCAUUGGACGUCUUCCGGCUGAUGAUGAUGAUGAAUGGAUACACUAGUCAAGGCGAGACAAGAACGUAGCGCAAACUUGUGACAGGUGCUGACGAACAUCUCAAAGUGAACGGUCGGUACUCUUAUCAGGUCCGAGGAGAUAACAAACCCGAUAUAAUAAAUAAGAAGGAAAACAUAAUAGUCUUUUAGGUAGUAGUAAUUACUAGUUUUAGUCACUGUUGUAAGAGUAGUUAUAACGAAAAUUAAGCCUAAUAAUAUAAAAACACGAAAAUCUGCGUCGCAGCCAUUUUCGAUAACUUCGCCUUUAUUUAUUAUGCGCAAAAGACACUAUGAGAUGCUCGAGAGAUUUUAUUUUAUUUUUGUAAUGCAUUUUAAAUGUGAUGUAAUAAAAAAUAUUUUUACAGACUAAUAAUUAUUGUACUUAUUGUUGCAUUUUAAAUGGAGUUUAAGUACCUACAUCGUAAUAUUUUCCCUUUUUCUGUCAAUUUAAAAAUAUCAUGCUGUCAUUAGAGGAAUGUUGCGGUCCAUAAUUAUAAUAAGAGUAAUUGUGUGGUAAAUAACAUAUAAUAUCAUAUUUAUACUUAAUAUAUUAUAUAACUAAGCGAAAUGGAAUUGAUUGUUAUAUAGUAUUCAUAAAUAUAUUUAAAUCAGGAUAUUUUAUGAAUGUUCAAAACAUUAAGUACCUCCGAUCAUUAAUUUAUAUUAUAAUGUAUUUGUUUAAAUAUUUUAUUAAACCAUGUAAAUUUGUCAUGUUUAAUGAAUUUCAUACAUAAUAUUUUAAUUAUACAUAUACAUUCGCUCUGCACACAUAUUAAAAGAUUGGAUGAUCUCAUCUCAACAAUCAUUGAUUUUUUAAAUUGUUUUAUUAAAUCUGAACGGAAAUAAUAUAAAUAGCAGAUAUUUUGUUCCAUAAUAAUAAAUUUGUAACGUAGAAAAAAUGUUUUGAUAUAUUUAAUGAUUUAAAUAUUGUGUACUAAUAUAAUGGGUAGUAAAAUGUUUAAUAGACUUAUUAAUAAAUAUUUAAUUUAUCUUAUAUCGCUUCUUGUAUUAUAAUAAUAAUAAAAUUGUAAAUUAUUUUCAAUGCUAAAAGACAAUUCAAAUGAUAAAAAAAUCAGUUUGCUUCACACGAGAUACACAAGUAUUUAUGCUAAUUUAAUUAAACAAAAACUUAUGUGUAUGCAGCUUAUGCAAUGUGUUUAUGUUGGAUUCCCAUAACUCUUAAGGUGUAAUAAUAUUGACACACUUUUCACACAAAUUAUCUUGCCCCAAGUUAAGCAUAUAUAGCCUGUGUUAUGGGUUACAAGACAAUGACAUAUUUAAUACAAUAUACUUACUUAAACAAAACAUAUAAACAUACAUAAAUACAUUUAAACAUCCAUGACUCGGAAACAAACAACCAUAUUCAUCAUAUAAAUGAUGCACCUACCGGGAUUCGAACCCGUUAUAAUCGAGACCGUUUAUUAGAAUCGAAUGGUGUAUUAGUUUUUUUUCGUUUCUUAUCUUUCAUACAAAAUAAGAGCUUCAAAUUAUGAAUGAUUAUUGGUUGUAGGUACAACGCUUACACACACAGCGUAAGAUUGGUUUAACUCUAAUGACUAAUCCUACACACAGAUAAGCCUUGUAAGUGUAAGUUUGGCAACGUCGCUAAGAUUAGGAAUUGGCAUACUGGUUACAAACAAAAGACAAUGUACAAAAACAUUUAUUAGACCCAUAAUAUGCAUUUUAGAACAAAUGUUUCCUGGACUUUUCUUAUUCUUUUUAUGAAUAGACUAGCUGACCCGGCAAACGUUGUUUUGCCAUAUAAAGUAUAAUUCACGCGAUAGUUUUAUAAGUAAUAAAAAAUUGCCUAUAUUAUAGCCUGUACAUCAUUUUGUUCUAUUGUCAAUAGUUUUUGCAGCGCACGCAAAAAUAGGUUUUCGAUUUUACACCUUGUGUUACAAAAUACCAAUUUUAUUACGGAUCCCUAAAUUUUGAAAAAAACAACAUAGCCUUCCUCGAUAAAUGGACUACCCAACACUGAAAGAAUCAUUCAAAUCGGACCAGUAGUACCAGAGAUUAGCGCGUUCAAACAAACAAACAAACACUGCAGCUUUAUAAUAUUAUAUAGUAUAGAUUAUAACCCUAAGUUAUGGGAAUUCAAUAUUACACGUUGUAUAUUUAAUCAAUUGUAAUAGUUCAAUAUUGCUUCUGAAAUGGAAUAGAUUAAUACUGUAUUAAAAAUUUUGGUGAGAAAUUAUAAUCCUAAACUAUUUAUAAUCAUUCGCCUUUAAUUAAAAAAAUGUAAUUAUUUAAAUAGUAUUCAUUCAUGUUACAUAUCCAAUGAGAACUUGUCAUAGUAACCAUAUCAUGUUUUAAAGCGAAUGAAAAUUGAAUUAAGUGUGUAAGUUUUAUAAGAAUUUCAAGAGAACUACAUUAUCUUAUAAAUAUAUAAUAAAUUACACAUUUAAAAAACAACUUUUCUUUCAUGCUUGACUUUAAAAUUAUAUUAUUAUUCCAUAUUAUUCAGAUACUUACAAACUUUACAUGAGUGUCCAUGAAUACUAUCAGUCUAUUUUAAUAAAUCACAUAAUAUAAUCACAAACAAACAAAUGUACAAAUUGUGGUCUUAUCGCAAAAAACAAACUCUUGCGGUAAAACGGUAUUUGCAUAAUUUAAAGUAAUAUUUAAAUGAAAUAACUAAUUUGUAUAAGUUAAAACCUUAUGUACCUUGAGCUCAAAUUUGGCCAGUUUCUCUUAAAAUAUAUAAUAAUAUAGUAUUUUUACUCCUAGUUAGUCAGUUUAUGCCAAAAUUGAACUAUGAUGUGCAAACCUGUAGAUUAAAAUGAUAAUAUUUUAUUUAGAAUUAAGUAGUAUUAUUCAAAUAGAUUUUUGUGAUGUAGUAGAGUAAUCAAAUGAAAAUCCUGUUACGAGAAAGUAACUUGUUAUAAAUAAUAAUUAUAAAAACUAUUUUCUUACUGAAAUGCAAUGUCCAUUUGUAGAGUUUUCUACGGCACUUAUAAGUAGCAAGUUGUUGAUCACAAGAUUAUCUGAGCACAUUGUGGAAUGUUCCAGACCAGAGUAAAGUACACAUUCAAUUGUAACAGAGUGGUUGAUGUUAUUUUGUCACGUCUAUUUUUCUAUCUUGAAAUAGUAAUUACUUAUUGUACCUAUCUUGUAAGUUGUUAAAGUAGAAAUUCUUAUUGAGAUGUAAUAUAUUACUGUUGAUAUUGCUUA